CACCCACCCUGACAACGACCCCACGCAAACCCACGCGCAAUCCCGACUCCAUCGCCCAAGCCCUGAUCGCUAUCCCGCAUCACGCGCCCUCCGGCCCGUGAAGGUCUUCGGCCCCCGACUGCUGCUGCGCGCACACCCCCGGCCCCCGUCCGAGUCGCCGCAAACGCGUCGCUGCUGCCCGCCAUCACCAUGCCUGCACGGAAGCGCGCCCGCGACGAUGCCCCGCAGCCGCCCGAGCCCCGCGAGCCCUCCAAGCUCGAGAAGCUGCGCAACAUGUGGGAGUAUACUUCCGUCGUGCAGUACAUAUACAUCUUCGGAUCGGCGGUGAAGAUUGACGAGGACAUUGACAUCGACGAGUUCGAGGCCGAAUGCCUCAAGCCCGCGCCCUCGGAGAUGCUGGCGCAAAUUGGCCUGGCUCUGCUCAAGUUCGUCUCGUCGCAUCGAGGAUUGACGCUAGAGAUCUUUGACGAGUACACCCGCCGCCAGUUCGUCGCAAAAGCUCCUCACCGAAACCCUUACGGCACCGACGAGGUCCCCAAAAAGUUCGACGACUUUGACACUUUCACCAAGAUUCGAGUGCUGCACCAGCUCUCGACCUGGACCCUGAACAAUGCCGAUCGCAUCCGUGAGCGCAUGCCCGAAAAGGACGCGGAGCAGACUCAGUGGCGCGUUGACCCCAUCGGCUGGGAUUCUGAGGACCGCACAUACUUUGUCUUCGAUGAUGAUCGCCUGUACCGUCGCACUGACCCUCCGCUCCCUGCCGCGCCCAAAGCCAAGGCCAAGCCCAGAGCUAGGAAAGGAAAGCCGACACGAGGCACCAAGCGCAGGAAGCUUUCGACGCCGCCCCAAGACAGCGCUGCGGAGGAUGAAGACGAGGAAGACGCGGUCAAGGAGGAAAAGAAUAGCGAGCCCGACACAUUUGGCGGCUAUAAGUGGGAAUGUAUUGCGGUGACAUUGGAGGAGUAUCAGAACUUUGUCAGCUCGAUACGGAGGAGCAGGGAUCCCAAUGAGAAGGCGUUGGUCAAGAGCUUGGAAGCCGAUGUUAUGCCCGUUCUCGAAAAGAGAGCCGAGCAACAACGGGCGAAGGCGCUGAGAAAACAGAAGGAACUGGAGAACCUCGAAAAGCUCGCUCACGCCAAGCGCUCAAGCCGGAUUGCAGGCCGCAUGGAGAAGCAAAAGGAGCUGCAAAUGGCUGAAGAAGCUGAGAAGAAGCGCGUUGCCGAUCUGGAGAUGGCGAAGAAGGAGCAAGAAAAACAGCAUAAUAUGGAGGAGGCCCGCGAGUCCCGCAUGAUGACGCGUGAGCAGCGCUUGAAAGAACGCGAAGUCCGACGCAUCUUGCACGAAGAAGAGCUGAAAAAGCUCGAAGACCGGAGUAGGGCUGAGAGCAACGAAGCGCGGCUAUCGGAGCGGCACCUCAAGGCCGAGAUGGCAAGGCGACAGAAGGAGCUUGAGAAGAUGGCUCAGGAGGAGGAUAACUGGGUCUUCGACUGCUGCGUGUGCGGCGUCCACGGGGAGAAUCUUGACGAUGGCACGCACAGUAUCGCUUGCGAGAAAUGUAAUGUAUGGCAGCAUAGUGCCUGUCAUGGGAUUGCACAAUCUCAAGCCGAAAGGGACGACUUCCAUUUUGUCUGCGGCGAUUGCAAACGAAAGAGCGCAGAGGUGAAGAAAGAAGGGUCGGUAGAGAGCAACAAGACGGAUGAAGCAGCCCAGCCUAAGUUGCCUCCUCUCAAGCUUCGCAUUGGCGCUUCGGCUUCGCCCAAGUCACAUGGGGACAGUUCCCCAACAAAGCCUUCUGCAGUGGCUCCUUCACCAUCCAAGCCGUCUCCUAGUCUCGCAAUGACUUUCGACUUCCCGCCACGCACUCAACCGUCACCCAACGGCCUGCUUAAUGGGCCGAGCCUGUCUCCGCAUGGUCAGUCCUCCGGUCCCCCAGGCCUUCAGCGCCGCAGUUCUGGCUACAGUUCGCACUCCACUCUUGGCGAAUCGACACCAGUGCUUCCGAAGCCGCAACCCAACGCUGGCAUAUAUGGCUCCAAUCCAUUUAUGUCUGGAGCACCUCAGUUCCCGCUUCCGUCCUUUAAUCAUGGACAGCCAUACUCGAACGGCCUUCCCCAAGGCGCGCCAUCCCCUAGCCGACCUACACCCCAAGCGCCUGGACAGGAGCCCAUGGAUCCCCAGCGACCAUCAUCAUCAGGCUACGGUGCCCCUUCUCCUGUCAAGGCCCCCUCGUUCUCGUCACCCUACCAGCCGAAUGGUCACCCCAUAGCUGCGCCCUUUUCCAGCCCAAACACCUCAUUCCAGCCGCCGCUUUCAGCGCAGCGGCCGUCCUUCUCACCCAUGAAGCAGGCAUCCUCGCCGCCGCAGCAGCACUCGACGCCGUCGCAAAGGCCGGUCGACACGUCGUCGGACUUGCUGCCGGAGCCGUCGACGGGCAUCUCGCCCGAGAAGCACGACAGCGCCAAGCCGACGGGAAGCCAUGACAUUUCGGAGACGCCGGUGCUGCCACCGGUCGCGCCGCUGGCACCCAGCACGAGCCCGACCAUCCUCACCCCGCCCAGCAAGAAAAUGACGCCCGAGCGGCCGCGCGUCGAGGGAUUACCAGCCUCUGCUGCUACGCCCGCAGCCGCAGCCGCCGUCGACGUCAGCGCUUACGCUGGCACGGAUACGAUGGUGAACAGUGCGGACGCUGGUGCGGCGCCGAAAGUGGCUGAGGAUGGCGCCUCUGGGACCUCAGCCUCUGGACAGCAGUGACACUCACGUCGCGGGACGUGAUUGGGCAGGCUUGCCAAGUCGACACUGAUUGUUAGUGGAGUCUGCGCGCAUGGUCCACCACGUAUCCGGGACUUUGCGCGUCUGAUUCUGCGUGUCUGAUUUUGCGUGCUCGUGUCCCGGCGGGGUUGCGCUGUGUGUAGACAAAAACAACAACAGGUUAGUAGCAAGAUGCUUGGGCUUUGUACGGUCAAGCUUCUGGUACCAGGGUGCCACAGCGUGCGCGCGUGUAGCGGGCUGUCAGCAUUUUUUAGACUUUGCCUCGCCUGCUACAUGGGUAGCAGCUACGGUCUUUGGCAACGGCUGUGGCGCCCCUGACUGUCUUUGUACGCUGUCUGGGUCCUUCGUAGUAGAUAUAUGUAUGUACGGUAAGCUUGCCUCGUUCGAUGGGUGUGGUGGCAGCCGAGCCACCUACCUACCUACCUGUGGAGGGGCGGCGUAGUUUAAUAAAUAUAAGAAUAGAAUAACUUG
Messenger RNA from Aplosporella prunicola CBS 121167, 3240 nucleotides. RefSeq lists its product as uncharacterized. The record is from RefSeq and is a predicted model, not a curated record. Gene Ontology annotation, biological process: regulation of DNA-templated transcription. Gene Ontology annotation, cellular component: RSF complex. The transcript has 6 exons. The coding region runs from base 190 to 2751 and encodes 853 amino acids. NCBI's taxonomy places the organism in Eukaryota, Fungi, Ascomycota, Dothideomycetes, Botryosphaeriales, Aplosporellaceae.